Messenger RNA from Lottia gigantea (owl limpet), 2708 nucleotides. RefSeq lists its product as hypothetical. Gene Ontology annotation, molecular function: zinc ion binding; ubiquitin protein ligase activity. NCBI's taxonomy places the organism in Eukaryota, Metazoa, Mollusca, Gastropoda, Lottiidae. The coding region runs from base 116 to 1297 and encodes 393 amino acids. The record is from RefSeq and is a predicted model, not a curated record. The transcript has 13 exons.
AGAGAAAUGAAAGGGAAUUUAAAUUGAAUAAAUGUAUUUUUGAACGCCAGAUAAUUUGCUGUAAAAAAAGUUAUGAGUAAACCACCAGCCUUGUGAAUUGAUUACAAACUUUACAAUGGCUCGCAGUGUACAAUGGAGGAGAAAUAUCAAUGAUAUAGUUUGUUGGAGACAGGCCGAGGCAGGGAAUGCUACCAUCUACAUCUUAAGAGAAAGGGGACCAACUGGGUUUUUAUUGAAGGAAGAGGGAGAACCAAAAAAUGUCAAGGUUUUUUUAGGGGAUCCCCAUAGUUGUACCUGUGCUCAGUUUAAAAAAGAUAAAGACCUGUGUAAACAUAUCAGCUGGCUUCUGUUAAAGAAAUUUCGUAUUCCCAAGGAAAACCCAUUAACAUGGCAACUAGGAUUAGUAGAAAGAGAAAUCAAUGAAGUUUUACGUGGUGUCGUCCAGCAACAGCAGCGAAGACAACAAGAGAAAAAAACACACAGAUCAGUAAUACAGGCUUCAGACGGGCGAGAGGUCAAAGGUCAAAGAGAGAUCUCUGAGGAUGACGUCUGCCCUAUUUGUCAAGACGAACUUUUGGCAAAACAUUUACCGGUUACGUACUGCAAAUUUGGUUGUGGGAACAGCAUUCAUAUUAAAUGCAUGAAGAUUUGGGCCGAACAUCAAAAAGGUAAAGGUGAUAAUUUUGUAAAAUGUCCGAUGUGCCGAGAAGAUUUUGGGCCGUUUAAUUUACUGAAGGAAGAGAUGAGGAAUGCUAAUGGUGGUCUAACACAAACCAGGAAUGUUGUACGACAGGAUAGACAUCUUGGUACCAACUGUCAGAGUUGUCAUACGGCGCCGAUUGAAGGCAAAUGCUACAGAUGUGUUGUAUGUGCUGAUUUUAUGCUGUGUCAGUCGUGUUUUAAUUCACCAAUACACACACAUCAUCAGUUUGAAUAUAGACAGAAGAGAAAUCAAAGAUGGCAGCGUGUGAGCAGACGUGAUAAUGGUGUCCUCCCGGAAGCUGUUGUUAAUAAUUUAAUGGCUAGAGAUAUAACUGAUGAUGAUUACGAUUAUCUUCUACAAUUAGAUAGCCAUCAAGAAAUUCAAGGCAGUGAUUUAACUGAAGAAGAAAUAAACACCCUACCUCAAGAAAGAGUAAGAGAAGGUGGUCAGUUAUUGGCGCCAGGAAUGCAGUGUAGAAUAUGUUUACGGGCUUACGAAGUUGGGCAGUUGAUUAGAAGAUUACCGUGUAGGCAUAAGUUUCAUAAAGACUGUGUUGAUAAUUGGUUACUUCAUACAAGAUCUCCUGUCCUAUAGAUGGUAGCUUAAUAUCUUCACCGUUAACAGAGAUGACAUCGCCAAAUAAUCACAGGGAAAGACGAGCCAGUUUAAAUAGUGCCGAAUCAACACAAAGUACAACUAGUAAUCAGUCAUCGUUAAUUUUAGAAAUACCAGGUGUUGGAAUUAGUCACGUACCGUCCAAUAGAACAGAUACUAUAAAUAGACAUCAAUUACGCCGCGCAGUACGAUCCAAUCACGUACAACAUAGAGCGCCAUCUAGUUUAGAGCUAGCUGGAACUGGAUUGACGUCUGCUGAUAAUAGAAUAAGUAAUCCGUCUUUCUUAGAAUAUGUACCGCAUGCACAGUUGCCAGGCAACCAAUUAUUACAGCGAGCAGAAGAAAAUCGUCAAGCUAUUAAUAACAGGUUAUCAUCAGUUGGUGGUCACGUUGUUAACGAUAUUGAAUUCAACAGUUUACCAUUGACGGGAAAUACUAGUUCUUUACCUUCCUAUAAUAGCAGACGGCCUCCAGUUGUGCCUUCAGGCUUUUCAAAAGCAGAUUCCAGCAGUAACAGAAGAGGUAGAAUGUUAGCUAGAGAUCCAAGUAUUAAACACCAGUAUUUAAAACGUAGAUCAUCCAGUGGAAAUAGAUCAGCUUCUAGAGAAAGAAUUUUAACUCAAGCUCUUCAACAAGCACAUGAUUUGAAUGUCCAGAAUUUAUACCUGGGUAACAAUCCAAGAACGAACCCGUCCGAGCAGGGUCAGCUCCUCCCACCAACCAACCGUGGACAGUUAAAAACUAACUCCAUAGUGACUACCAGUAGUAAGAAUACACCUUCGACAGAUCUCAAUAUACAGUUAGACGGGUUGGGGCUGGAAAAUAUGACCCUUAGGGACAUCAUUCAUUGAACUUGGUUUAAAUAGAUUUGAAAAGUUUUCUAAAUUUAUGUGUAUCAGGGACACUGAUAGCAUCAAUUUACACCAUUCUAAUUUUCAAUCAGACGUCUGUGGUUCUUGUUAAAGAGAUUGUAAAGAGGUUUUCUAAUUUUUUUAUGUGUAUCAGAGACACUGAUAUCAUCAAUUUACAUCAUUCUAAUUUUCAAUCAGAUGUCUGUGGUUCUUGUUAAAGAGAUUGUAAAGAAGUUUUCUAAAUUUUUUAUGUGUAUCAGAGACACUGACAGCAUCAAUUUACACCAUUCAAAUUUUCAAUCAGAAGUCUGUGGUCCCUGCAAUUCCAAUGAAAACUUUUUGAUGACGUCAAAAGUUAAUCUAGGUGUUUUAGGUUGUUUUCCAGAUUUUAAAUGUGUUAAAAAUGAAGUAUAUGUAAAAUAUUAUUAAUCGUAUAAAAACUGUGAUAUUUUGAAAUGAUACUGGUGAAAAUUUUGUAUUUAUAUUAUUAUUAUUAUUGUUAACGAAUUAAUUUAAUAAAAUUAUUUUGUAAUUUUCAA